AUGUUUGACUUUUUUGGACUCAUAUUGAGGUAUGAUGUCAUUGCCAAGCGCCUGGGCAAGCUUGGCUAUGCAGUGCAUGGAGAUGAAUACAACGCGGCUGAUUUUGGGCUUCCACAGCAGCGGCGCCGUGCAUGGCUGCUUUGUGUCCAGGAAUGUGAGCUUGCUACCUCGACCAACCACCUUUCUGCAGACAUGAACCUUUUUCGGCGGUUGAGUGUUCCUCUUGCCUUCUGCGUGGACAUGACUCUUAACGUGUCGAAGGAGAGAAAGAAUGUCGCGGCCAAGAAGACUCCAGAGAACGAUCCAAAGUGGAAAGCCGGAUUUGAGAGCCAGUGUGAGAUCUAUGGCAAGGAGGUCGCUGCUCUUCAAGGCGUUGGUUUUUCGGAUUGGCAAAAGUAUGAGAUGGGCAAGGAGCCAGAGCGCUUGAUCCGGGGGUUUGCAGGCAAUGCGCUGCUGGCCUUUCUGACCUUGAAUGAAGGCUCGAUCAUUUCUACUUCCAUCUUUCAGUGGAGCUUUCGCAGCGAUUCUUUUUGGCGCCAGCCGGACAUGGCCACUGUUCUGGAUAUUGCUAAGUCCAUUGCUUUGGUGGGCUGGCGGGAGGGAGAAAUCAUUGGCGCCCGGCUAGUCCCAGACGACCAGAUCAACCUCGACGGCGACUACAAGCAAGGUCAACUGCGCUUUGACGAUGGUGGUAUGAGAGGCCUAGCGUGUGGACUAUGCUGGUGUGGCCUUGUGCACUUUGUGGCAUCUCUUCCAGAGGACGUGUGCGUCCAUCCAAGUGUGGUUGAGCUGGCGAGAUCUUUGUUGCAUCUUCCGACGUGCUUCAAAUCUGCUGCUUCAGAUGAAUCGUCCAACAUGAUCAAGCGGAUUAUCCGCCAGAACGUCGACUCAAAGAAGCUCCCGGUGAGUUCUUUUGAGUGGUCUCAAAUACUUGCGAGCCUCCGCAAGAAUGGUAAGCAGUUGUCAGUGGCAGAAGCGAUCGAUCUCUACAAUGCGAACCCUGAAGUGCAAGCGCAUGGGGGUGCCAGUUCGAAGGACUGUGACAAAUCCGGCGCCGGAAGCCUCUACCUGGACAGCAAGAAACAGUAUGCCAUAAAGCAUUGGUUGGAGAUGACUUCGGAUAGUGCUCGGCUUGAAGUGCAGAUUGCUUUGAGGGACGGUCCGUUCCAAUAUGGACCAUUUGGAGAGCAACUAUCAGUGAUGGCUGCGCUUUUUCUUGGAUCCCAAGUUUCUGUGCCUUGCCCUUCGGAUAGCGCACUUGUCGCGGCAGCUGGCGAGGACACCAUCCCCAUCAACUGGAACCUCCCGAUGACAGAUAUGAGUCAGGCCAUCCUCUUCGCGCGGAUCCGAAUCAGCUUCGAGAAGGCCACAGCAAUCAUCCAGCAGCCAUCUGACAGGAAACGGUAUCGGAUGGCUGAAGAGGAGCUCAUGUUGCUGAGAAAUCGAAUUUGCUUCUGGACGCAGGUGAGACAGUUUUGUUCAUCGAGAAUGAAUGACUUUGCAGACUUUGACAGGUUGGUGUCGACCUCAAACUCAAAGGAUGCGGAGUUUCAGGAGAUCAUGGAGCUUCGCCCGCCAGCGUUUGGGGUUUCCAUGCUUCCAUGUGCUCAAAAGCAAGCUCUGGAGCAAGCGCGCAUCCAAGAGGAGGGUGCGACAAUGGAUGUCGAGAAGGAGAGAUUGAAGGUUCGGGAUACCAGGUGGGCAUACUUUCAAGCGGCACUAGCCAGAGAUCAGCGGCAGCUCAUGUGUGUCAAGGACGCCCCCCAGAAGGUGGAAUCAUUGAAGCAUCGCAAAGCUACUGCUUGGAGACUCCAACAGGCGCAGUUAGGAGAACGAGUGGUUUCGGCAUACAUGGACAAGUUCUUGCGUUGUGAGGUGGUCGGCAAGGCUGAACUGGCACAACAACGAAUCAGUGAAUACAGAUCGUUUGUAGCACAGGCAGCAGGAUGCAGUGAGACAGACAUUUUCUACAUUUGCAUUGUCGACCUGAAUGUCCCCGGCGCCAAGAGUUCAGAACGGAUGGCUGAGUUGGUUUCCUUGGUCCAAUUCAACAACGACCUUUGCCCACAAAGGAACGCUGCUUUGAUCGAGCUGCCGGAGCACGCCAAGAAAACCAGCAAGCGAGGACUAGCUGACGAGGAAAGUGAACUACAGGGCCUGCUCUGGUCUUCCAGGCAGGUGUGCGACACUCGAUGGGUAUGCCCUUUCGACAUACACCCUGCCGCUGAUGCACAGACCAACAGAAGGCGCUUUUCGACCGGGCGAAUUGCGUGCAACGUUGAUGGUGUCGAUGACAACCCAUUUGCAAAUGCCUCAGAGCUUGGGUGUGCAGGACGGCCAUUGUCGAGCGAUGCUUUGCUGCUGCCACUUAGCAGGGACAUCAUAGUUCCAGAAAGUUUGAGUGCAGAGGCAGACCUGAAACAGGCUGAGCGAGUCCGACCUUCGGUCGAAACAUGUUCGGCUCAGAAGGGAACCAAAAGGUGGGAGGCAUUGUUUCAGUCUAUGCUCACAAUGAGUGGCACCAGCUUGCUCAAGAACAAGUGCGUGGUGAUCCUGAACCUCACUGGAUACAUUGAAGAUGCUGGAUGUGCUGCAUUGGAAUUGCGGUUGAAGGAUGCGGAAUACAAAGGUGGCUUCAAAACCAGCAACCUUUUCUACCACAGCAUUUGGUUCCUGAACAAAGAGAGCUUUGGGCAUGCUCGGUUGACCCGAGAAGUGACAGAUGCGUGGAUUACUCGCCGCUUCUCCCAUGGAGGCCAGCAGUUUACCAUGGAGCCACCAGCAUUGACGGCCGCUGACCUGGAGGCAAUCCCUGGAUCUUCCUUGGAGGAUAUGGACAAAAUGAAGUUUGAGGUCUUAGAGCGCACUGGCCCCGGCACCACCUUUACCAUAAAGGUGGACGAACACAAGUUCUGGUCGAUGCAGACUGGAGUGAUCGGUGAUCAGUACAAAGAGCUGCGCGAAAAGCACCAACAGCUGAUUGGUCGUUGUGCAGUUGGGAGUGAGAAAGCAGAAGCCGAGCCAGAGUCUGAAGAGAAUGCUGGAGCGGCUGGAUCAGCGACUGAGAUGGUUGAGCUUGAGUCGGUUUCAAAGUUGGAAGAGACCCUUGGGAUUGAGGUUAAGUGCAACUCCGAGGUGUCCUCAGUGCAGCUGAUUUUGGCCAAAGACUCCAGCAUUUGGCUUUGCUCCACUCAGGACCGGUCCAUCGGAAAGUGCACCGUCUUGGGAGGAUUCGGAACAGGACAAUGGGUGUCCCAGUCUCAGUCAGACAGCCAGCCAGGGAUCGACUUUGUGAUGCCAAGUGAUCGGACCCUUGUCCAGUUGGACGAGGCUAGCUUCAGUUCUGAGGGUCAAGGGGUCUCGACAUCAACUCUUUUCAAGCUCCUUGUUCGCGCGGAGCGCGAGAAAGGAGUUGUUGAACAUCGUGUGAGCUUCCUCACCAUCAGCCGCAAGGAAGAUGCAGCCCUGGAGGAGGCUGGCUGCGAUGGAUUUAAUGUGACCAUCAAAACGCCGAUGACGUUUCGAUGCAUGAGGGACCCGAGAGUUGGAGACAAUGAAGAUAAGGUGACCUCGAAGAACUUUUUUGCGAAGGCCUUGGCAGGUUUGGCAGGAUCGGGAGUUGGCGGUGGUGAUGGCCUUGUAUCCAAAAUUUUCAGGUAUAGGUUUGAGAGAGUGGGCCAGAACUUUAAGGUACAGCGCCCAUACGUCAUCACCAAUAGAGUGCUGACCCUCAAACAAAACCAACCUUUGAAAAUCAGCAAAGCGUGA
Durusdinium trenchii is the source of this 3768-nucleotide messenger RNA. Lineage: Eukaryota; Dinophyceae; Suessiales; Symbiodiniaceae. The record is from the annotation of a GenBank genome assembly.